This is a messenger RNA of Oncorhynchus tshawytscha (Chinook salmon), 8345 nucleotides long. It is a transcript of the gene stab2, whose product is annotated as stabilin 2. NCBI's taxonomy places the organism in Eukaryota, Metazoa, Chordata, Actinopteri, Salmoniformes, Salmonidae. The transcript is spliced from 67 exons. Gene Ontology annotation, molecular function: calcium ion binding; hyaluronic acid binding. Bases 145 to 7785 code for a protein of 2546 amino acids. The record is from RefSeq and is a predicted model, not a curated record. Gene Ontology annotation, biological process: cell adhesion.
CCUCAGAGAGGGAGGGCGAGGGAGAGCUAAAAAGAGUGACUCAAAGUGACAGGGAGUGGGUCAGAGAGGUAGAGGGAGGGAGCCACAGGGGCACAGCGAGUGAUACUGACAGAGAGAGAGAGAGAAGGAGAGAGAUCCAGAGUUAUGGCGCCUGUGACCGGACCACUGGCGCUCAUGCUGCUACUUCUGGGGUUAGACCGCUACACUUCCUCUGCUGCUGCCGCCAAGAACCGGUGUGACAAGACAACCCUGGUGAUGACCAAGACAGAGUGCCACUCCUGUAGCAUCAGCUCCAACGUGGGCUGUCCAGCAGGCUUCAACAAAAAGAUCCCCGGGAAGGGAAACCCAGACUGCAAGUACCGUGUGAGUCCCAUGGCCAGUCUGGUGCUGAAUAUCAAGGGCUGUUCUCAUGAGUGUUACAAGGAGGUGGUUGAGCCUCACUGCUGUCCAGGGUACUGGGGACCAGACUGCAUCGAGUGCCCAGAGGACGCAGACAGGCCCUGCAGUAAUAAUGGACUGUGUUCUGAAGGCAUGGGUGGCAACGGGAGCUGCAGCUGUAAGCCUGGCUUCGUGGGAACAGCUUGUGAAGACUGUGCAGAUAAUCUUUACGGCUCAACCUGUAGUUCUGCCUGCACGUGUGGACAUGGCCUGUGUAAUGCUGGUAUCCACGGUGACGGGAUAUGCACCUGCUUCUCUGGGUAUAAAGGCCCAAAAUGUGAUCUGGAGCUGCCGGAGUGCUCUUCUCUGCUUUGUCCACAGAACACUCGCUGUAUGCAGGGCUCGCUGGACGGGUCGCUGCGUUGUCAAUGUCUACCUGGCUACCGAACCUCUGGAGAUCAAUGCAUAUCCAUAAACCCGUGCCUGCAGCAGGUGUGCCACAUCCAUGCCACCUGUGCCCAUGUGGGGCCCAACAAGCACUUGUGUACCUGUGCCCAGGGCUACAGUGGGGACGGGCACGUGUGUGUUCCCAUAGACCCCUGUCAAACACACCUGGGGGGCUGCUCUGCUGACUCUGCGCGCUGCGUGUACGAUGGGCCAGGGAAGUCUCAUUGUGAGUGUCAAGACGGGUUUGACCACUUGACAGGAGGGGUGAGCUGCAGCCUGAAGGACUUGUGCAGACCUAACUCCUGCAGCAAACAUGCCAACUGUUCAACAGUGGAGCCAAACAUAGUAGAGUGCACAUGUCACGAGGGAUACGUGGGCAACGGCAAGAUUUGCUAUGGCAACAUCAUGCAGCGUCUGAACGAUCUGAACUCAGAGCCCGGAGGCCAAUGGACCGGUCAGCUCAGCAAUGCCAUCACACUCUUUGGUGCCAUUACUUGGCCCCUGAGCAACUUUGGCCCCUUCACCAUCUUCGUCCCAAUCAACAAGGGCUUCAAAGGAACUCCGCUGAUACCUCUGAUGGCUGACCCAAUGAAGGCUAAGUACCUGUGUAAGCUGCACAUUUCUCCCGUGGAGAUGCCCUAUGACAUGCUGAACAGAGGGGUCAUCUACUACACUCUGACGGGCAAGGCAGGGGAGACGGUGACAACAGAUGACGACAAGCAGCUCAAGAUCCGUAUCCAUGGCAGCAGGAAGAAGGGCGGGGUCCUGCAGUCUGAUGUCAUCGCUUCCAAUGGGAUCAUCCAUAUUAUCAACAAGCUGAUGGACAGUGUCUCACCCACGGUGGAGAGCGACAAAGAGGAGAAUCUGAUGAAGAUUCUAUCAGACUAUGGGAAGUUUUCCAAGUUCAAGGAAUUGUUGAUGAAAGCCAAUGUUGAUUCUGUAUUGGAGGAGGCUGGGCCCUCCACCAUAUUUGCCCCCACCAACACAGCCUUCAAUGCCAUGAAGGAGGGACAGCUGGACUAUCUCACCUCUAGUGAGGGAAGCACUAAACUACUGGAGCUACUAAGGAAUCAUGUGAUCCCCUCAUUCAAUUUGGAGUUCUAUAACGCUGUGAGCAACCAGCGGAUUAGGACCAUUGCCAAUCAGAUCCUCUCGUUCAAUGUGACUGAAAACGGUCAAAUCCUGGUCAACGGCAUGGCUGUACUGGAGGCAGACGUGGAGGCCAAGAACGGACGCCUCUAUUCGAUGGACGGAGUUCUAAUCCCGCCCUCCAUCGAGCCGGUACUGCCACACAGGUGUGACAUCACAGAGAACAAACUUUUGAAGGGUGACUGUGUCAGCUGCUCAAAGGUGACCAAGUCCGGCUGCCCAUCCGGAGUGUCCACAAACACCUUCCUUCGCGGCUGUGUGUUCCGGAACAUAUUGAGUUUCAACAUCCUUACGUUUGGCUGCGCCCCCAUAUGCAACAGGACCCUCACGACACCACUGUGCUGUAAGGGCUUCUAUGGGCCAGACUGCACCCCAUGUCCUGGAGGGUUCAACACCCCCUGCUCCCGUCACGGACAGUGUUCUGAGGGGAUCGAGGGAAACGGGACGUGUGUCUGCGAGACCAAUUUCAAAGGCUCCCGGUGUCACUAUUGCUCCAACCCCAACAAAUACGGACCAGCCUGCGACAAAACUUGUGACUGUAUCCAUGGUGUGUGUGAUAACCGUCCCGAGGCAGAAGGGCGUUGUAAGGUGGACUCCUGCCAGCAGGGCUACACUGGCCAGUACUGUGAGCGCCACACCCAGGCCUGUGGCCCCCAGGUGACCUUCUGUCAUGCCCACGCAGAGUGUAACUUCAACGGAGGGGCAGUCAGGUGUGUGUGUAACCCUGGUUUCCAAGGCGAUGGGAUCACGUGCGUGUAUACAGAACCCUGUGCCCUUCCGCACCGUGGAGGAUGCGAUGUGAAUGCCAAGUGUAUAAAGACAGGGCCAGUCUCACACACAUGCCAAUGUUUGGCAGGAUGGAGGAUGGAUGAGGAUGGGUGCCAGCCUAUCAAUGACUGCCUGGGCCCUGACAGAGGGGGAUGCCAUCCCAAUGCCACCUGCAUCUACGUGGGCCCUGGACAGAGCGGCUGUGCGUGCAAGAGUGGUUUCCGUGGCAAUGGGAGGGAGUGCGAGGCGAGCAAUCCGUGCGUGGCACAAAAUGGCGGCUGUCAUUAUCUGGCAAGCUGUCUCUACGUGUCCGGUGCAUGGAAGUGUGUGUGUGAGGAUGGAUACACAGGUGACGGAGAGGCGUGCUACGGCAACGUGGGACAGGAGUUGAUGGCCCUUCCUGAUGUCUCUGAGUUCGCCAAAUGGGUGACUGACAUAGGCAUUUCCCAGCUGCCACUCAUGAACAGUCAGAACAUAACUCUGCUGGUGCCGUCCACAGCAGCUACAGACAAGAUGACCAAAGAGGACAAGGACUUCUGGACAACCCAGGGGAACCUACCCAGUAUCAUCAAAAAUCACAUGAUCCAAGGUGUCUACUCACUAGAUGACCUACGCGAUGCGUCCUCCAACUUGCAGCUCACUUCCGUUCUGAAGAAGGCUCUUCCUGUUACUAUGACCAAUGAGUCCACAGUGAUUGGAGGAGCCACCAUAACAACCGCGAAUGUGGCUUCAACCAAUGGACUGAUCCACAUUAUUGACACAGUGUUGGUUCCAGAGAGGAGUCUCAGUGAGGGGCUGCUGGAGCUGCUUGCACGGAGGCCAGAGUUCUCCCUGUUCAAGAGUUACCUUGUCCAUCACAACCUGACAGCAGAGAUAGAGCAGGCCUCGGCCUACACAGUGUUCGCUCCAACAGACGGCGCUGUCCUCGAGUACCUCAAGAAUACCGCUUCAGACACCAUGGACCUGAAUACGACGCGGUACCACAUAGUGCUGUCUGAUAGGUUAAUGAAGGUAGACCUGCUGGGUGGAACCUACAAGGAGACCAUGCUGGGGUUCUCCUACCAGCUAGGCAUCUUACCCAGGGAUGACAAGUUGUUUGUGAAUGAAGCCCAGGUAAAUGUGUCAGACAUCCUGGGAGGUAAAGGGGUGAUCCACGGCCUAUCUGCAGUACUAGAUAUCACCAAAAAUCGCUGCGACAUCCAGCAAUUCAAGACAUUUCCGGGAUUGUGUCAAGAUUGCUUCUACCCACAACUCAACUCCUGUCCAACUGGAGCUACCACAAUAGCAUUGGUCAGGAAAAAGUGUAUGUUCAGUCGGGUCUACCAGGGGGAACGGCUGCUCAGCAUCGGCUGCAGGACCAUCUGCAAGAACACUACCAUUGUGCGGAGGUGCUGUGGCGGGUUCUACGGGGAGCACUGUGAGCCGUGUCCAGGGCCCAAAGGCCAGCCUUGCAAUGGGAACGGGAUGUGCCAGGACAGGACCAACGGUACAGGGGUUUGCCAGUGUAACAAGAGCUUCAACGGGACUGCUUGUGAAACGUGCCAGGAGGGCAAAUACGGCAUCCACUGUGACCAAGACUGUAGGUGUAAGAACGGCCGGUGCAACGACGGUAUCCAUGGAGAUGGGACAUGCGAGUGUGAUGCGUAUUGGAGAGGGGUCGCCUGUGAUGACAAGUUCAUGAGAGAAGAGAACUGUGGGGACAGGAAGUGCCACACCAGUGCAAUAUGUGUAGUAGGUCGCUGUGAAUGUUUGGCAGGGUUUCAGGGUAACGGCACUGACUGCAAAGCGAAAGAUGCCUGCAAAGACAAUAACGGAGGAUGCAGUCCUCACGCUGUGUGUAAGAGGACUCUCCCUGGACGCAGGCAGUGCGUGUGCAACACGGGAUAUCACGGCGAUGGGAUGGUGUGUGUACAGAUUAACCCCUGCCUGGACGGUAAAGGAGGAUGCCAUGUGAAUGCAGACUGUAUUCACACCGGACCUAACAAAACGUCGUGUGUGUGCAGCCAAGGCUACACAGGAGAUGGGAAGGAGUCUUGUACGGUUAUCAACCUCUGUCGAACGAAACAAAGGGACUGCCACAGGUACGCCAGGUGUAAUAUGACUGGUCCAGGGGAACGCAGCUGCACCUGUAUGAAUGGAUAUGUGGGCGACGGCAUUAGCUGCAAAGGCACUGUGGGCAAGGAGCUUCUCACCAGGAAACUGAGGGAUUUCUAUCUUGGGUUGAUGAUGGCAGAUAUCUCUCUGAAGGGCCGGGGUCCAUUCACAGUCUUUGCUCCAACAGCUGAGGCCUUCGGCCAGGGGGAGACGGCAAAAGAGUUGAGGCAUCCCUCAAAGAGAGAGAAGAAGGCCAAGAUUCUUCGCUACCACAUUGUGUCAUGUCAUACCCUAUUGGCCAGCGACCUGACCACGCCCAGAAACCUGACCACUCUCAUGGGAGACGUCUUGACCAUCACCUACUCUGAGGGUACCAUCCUCAUCAACAACAUGGUGAAAGUGGUGCACAGUGAUGACCCGAGCAUCAAUGGGAUCAUCCAUGAGAUUGACACCUUCAUGAUACCAGAGAGCCUGAAGAAGGCUGAUGUGAUAGAGGGGCCAUUGAACCUCACUGAUGUGGCUGAUGGUAAUGGUUACAAGACCUUCUACAAACUGCUGUUGGACACCGAUGUGCUGGCAAUGGUGAACGACCCCCUCCACCAGCCCGUGACAUUGUUCCUGCCGUCAGACCGCGCCAUGGCCGCACUGCCCCAGGAGCAGAAAGACUUCCUUUACAACACACAGAAUAGAGGACACCUGCUGGAGUACCUCAAAUACCACAUCCUCCGAGACACCAAGGUGUAUGCAACAGAGCUGGUCCACAUCGAUCCUAUACGGACGCUCCAGGGAUCCGAACUCAAAGCCAACUGUGGAGGGCUGGACAACAUAGGUGAAAUCUUCCUCAACGACGGGAACUGCCGAAUCAUCCAGAGGCACCUCCUCUUCAACGGUGGGAUAGCCUAUGGGAUCGACUGUCUGCUGAACCCGCCAAGCCUCGGGGGUCGCUGUGACAGAAAGGAAACUGUAGAUUUCCCGCUACCCUGUGCAUUCUGCACAUCAUCAACACGCUGCCCCCCUGGGUCCAAACUCAAGGAGGUGAAGAAAUGUGACCUGCACAUGAUAGUGAAUAUGAAUAAAGGCUGCCAGGCCAUAUGUACUUUUGUUCUCUGGCAACCCAAGUGCUGUGCUGGCUUCUACGGACGUGACUGUCUGGUUUGUCCUGGCGGGAAUACAUCUCCCUGUUUGAACCAUGGAAAGUGUGAUGACGGUCACCUAGGCAACGGUAACUGCACAUGUGACACUGGUUUCCAUGGCGACGCCUGUGAGUUGUGUAAAAAAGGCCACUAUGGACCGGACUGCACAGCAUGUAACUGCACAGAGCAUGGGUCAUGUGAAGAAGGCCUUAAAGGGACAGGCUCCUGUUUCUGUGAACAGGGCUGGACCGGGCAGCGCUGUGAGACACAACUAGCGGAGGGUCCAGUCUGCUCGCCAACCUGCUCUCAGAACGGCAUAUGUAAAGAGAACAACACCUGUGUAUGUAAACUUUUCUACGAGGGAGACGGCAUCAGCUGCAUAGUGGCCGACCUGUGUAAGUUCUGGAACGGUGGCUGUGCCCAGGGAGCUAAGUGCAGUCAGAAGGGGGAGAAGGUGAGCUGUGCCUGCCCUCAGGGACACUCUGGAGACGGCUUCAUCUGUCGGCCCAUAGACCCUUGCUCCGUCGAUGACAACGGGGGUUGCCACGAGCACGCCACCUGCACCAUGACUGGGCCGGGAAAGAAGAAGUGUGUGUGUAAAGAUAACUACAUCGGGGACGGUGUGACGUGUGAGGUGAAGGAGCUUCUUGUGAACCGUUGUCUCCAGGAGAACGGGCAGUGCCACUCUGACGCCCAGUGUACCGACCUUCACUACGAGGACAGCACAGUCGGUGUGUUCCACUUCCGGUCCAACAAGGGACAGUACAAGCUGAACUAUACAUCGGCCCAGGAGGCCUGCACAGGAGAGGGGGGAUCCAUCGCCACGUACACACAGCUCUCCUAUGCACAGCAGGCUGGGCUCAACCUGUGUGCGGCUAGCUGGCUGGACCAGGCCAGAGUGGCCUACCCCACCACCUACUCCAACCCCAAGUGUGGCUUUGGUCACGUGGGCAUCGUAGACUACGGCUUACGCAACAACCUCAGUGAGACCUGGGACACCUUCUGCUACAGGGUCAAGGAGGUGAAAUGUGAAUGUAAAGCAGGUUAUAUAGGAGAUGGAUACUCCUGCACUGGAAACCUCCUGCAGGUUCUCACUGAGAAGCCCACCUUCUCCAACUUCCUCUCUCAAAUCCUGAACUACUCCCAGAUGUCCGUGUCAGGAAAACAGUUUAUGAAGCGCCUCAGCAACCUGACCAUCCAGUCCACGCUGUUUGUACCUGAUAAUACCGGACUGUACCAGAACCAGACACUGACCCACAGGGACAUGGAGUACCAUCUCUCAGAGGGCCGGGCCUUGGCCCUGAAAGACCUGACCAACGGCAGCCGUAUCCGCACCCGGCUGGGCCAAAGCCUCGUUGUCCUGGGUAUUGUUGACUUCCUCAACCCCAAGGCCCUGAGUUCCUCCCGUUAUAUCAACGACCGCUUCAUCGUCGACUCCGACAUCCUGGCAUCCAAUGGGAUCAUCCAUGUGCUGCAGGGACCCCUCAAAGCCCCACCCCCUUGGAUAGUGCUCCACGCGGGUCACAAGGCAGGGAUGGGGAUUGGAGUUGUGCUGCUGAUCACGCUGAUGGCUGUGGCUGGGUUUGUAGGCUACCACUUCUACACCCACAAGACCAAACCAUUCCAGUUCCACUACUUUAAGGAAGAGGACGAGACGCCUCCAGACUGCAACCCUGCCAUCUGCAACCCCAACAUUGUUAACCCCACUUAUGACUCCGCCCCUGCCACAAGUGAACCAGUUCCAUCUGAGCUCCCUGAGGAGGACAAACACCAGGUGGUAGAGGGUGGCCCGUAUGACCUGCUCCAGGACUGCUGAGAGGGGCACACACACGUCACAGUCCUCACUCUCCCUCUGAUAAAGCUGUGAGGAGUGCUGCUACAUGUUGUUCACAUGUUGACCAGUGGAGGGCAGCACUGUGGGACUACUAAGAGCACAAUUCCAUCUGAACUUCAGCACUACAGAAAUGUUUUCCGAUUCCACCGACAUAUGAAGCAUUUACCAUGAAGGCGGGAACAUUGCCGUUGAAUUUAAAUAGCGCUAAACUUCCACGGCACAGCUUGAAUCGAGCCCGAAGACUAUCCUCCCCAGACAGAGUUGGACAGUGCCCUAGGAAGGACAAACAGGGCUCAGGCUCCCACAAAACAACCUCACUAUGGACUCAUUCUCAGUGCCUUGUCUAGUAAUGUGACCAGUCUUCCUGUGGCAUAAUCGUGAAAUAAAUAUUAUACAGAUUUUUUGGGGGGGGGGUUAAUUCAUCUACAAAAUAAGUAUUUUAAGUCUCUGUCAAAAGGUUUACCCACAAUUUCAAAUCUUUAAUAGUAUGAAACGAAGAUAACCAGAUGCAACCGUCUUUGUUGAUAAAACAUUUGAAGCAA